AUGUCCUCCUCUUCUGUUGAACCCCGUCCCAUCCGCCGUCUCCAAGAAUCCCUCAUAAACCGCAUUGCAGCCGGAGAAAUUAUACACAGGCCAGCUUCAGCGCUGAAAGAGCUCCUCGAAAAUAGCCUGGACGCUGGUGCCACGUCAAUACGCGUCAUAGUUAAGGAUGGGGGCAUGAAGCUCCUACAAAUCCAGGAUAAUGGGUGUGGAAUACGCAAAAGCGACCUUCCCAUCUUGGCGGAAAGAUUCACGACCUCGAAGCUCUCGACAUUUUCAGAUUUGUCGCGUAUAGCUACAUAUGGGUUUAGAGGAGAGGCGUUAGCGUCCAUCUCUCACGUUGCGCACCUCUCUGUCAUCACCAAAACCAAGUCGGAUACAUGCGCUUGGAAGGCCUAUUAUCUAGACGGAAGUCUCGUUGAACCCAAGCCAGGACAGACACCUGACCCAAAACCGUGUGCUGGUAACGACGGGACUAUCAUCAACGUGCAAGACCUUUUUUACAACACUCUGACGCGUCUUUCCAGUAUUCGAAGUACCUCGGAGGAGUAUGCCCGCAUCCUUGACGUUCUCACCAAAUAUUCUGUUCACAACCCUAAAAUUGCCUUCCUUUGCAAAAAAGCCGGUUCCGCAGCGCCUGAUCUUUCUACGCCUUCAGAUUCAGAGAUUUCCCAUGCGAUCCGAUUGCUUUAUGGUCACAGUAUAGCGAAGGAGCUUAUCAACGUGAAGGAAGACAAUGACGAAUCUGAAUCGUGGAGUGCUGAAAGCUAUUUCACAAAUACAAAUUAUCAGGCAAAGAAGAUGGUCUUCCUAUUGUUUAUCAACCAUCGCUUGGUGGAGUCUCCCAGAAUGAAACGCUCUCUUGAAGCCGUUUAUCACACUAUUUUACCGAAAGGCGCGUCGCCUUUCGUAUACUUAAGCUUGAACAUCGACCCUCGAGCGGUGGAUGUCAAUGUGCAUCCAACAAAGCGAGAAGUGCACUUUUUGAACGAGGAUGCCAUUAUUGAGCGUGUUUCGGACGCAAUCCAACAAGCCCUGGCUGCUCAAGGAAAGUCAAGAGCUUUCGAGUAUCAAGUAACUUCUUUAUCGUUUAGUUGCGUUCCAAAAAAUUCGAAGAGGAUGAGUGCUGACCUCUUUGUAGCUGGAAUUGUAAUCAAGAAAAGGACCUAUUCCCAACACAAAGUCAGAACGUCACUCCAAGAUAGAACUCUGGAUUCGAUGUUCCCCGUUGUUAAUCCGGCUCAAUUGGAGAAAUCUUCGGCCAACCCUUCAGAUACCCAAAGCCCUACACCCAAAUCUCGAGACAUCAAGGAAUCUGAAUGUUUCCUCACCUCUGUUCAAGACCUUAGAAAGGCUUUGGUGAAAGGGAAACACAGACAAUUGACCGAAAUUCUUGAGAAACAUACUUUUGUUGGAAUUGCCGAUCUUCAGCGAUGCCUCUCCCUGAUCCAGUAUUCGACCAAACUGUACCUCAUUAACCAUGCUGCACUAGCUGAUGAACUCUUCUAUCAACUUGGAGUGCGCCAAUUUGGCGAUUUUAGUCGCCUCAAAUUGGAACCUCCACCUAUCCUUCGCGACAUGAUAGAAAUUGCCGUCAAUGCUGAAAACUCUACGGAGGACAGCCCAUUGAGCAAAACUCAGAUCAUAGAUCGAAUCGAAGACAUCCUCAUGACCCGACGGGAGAUGUUGGCGGAAUAUUUCUCUCUCACCAUUUCGGAGUCUGGUCUUGUUGAAAGUCUUCCCCUGCUACUACGGGAUUACAUUCCAAAUCUCGAUAACCUUCCAAGUUUUUUGAUGCGUCUUGGACCUCAGGUGGACUGGACAUCGGAAAAAGAAUGUUUCGAGUCUUUUCUUCGAGAAUUGGCUUACUUUUACACUCCAUUGUCUCCAUUGCUGCGAGACCCCUCUGAAUCUGAGAGUCAUGCUGAUCAACUGAAAGCUGAACAGUGGCAGAUCCAACAUAUUCUCUUCCCAGCCAUGCGUCGGUACCUUGUAGCGCCGAAAUCCCUCCUUGAUCGAGAUGUUGUCCAGAUAGCAAAUCUCCCUGACCUUUACAAGGUCUUCGAGCGAUGUUAA
Laccaria bicolor S238N-H82 is the source of this 2073-nucleotide messenger RNA. RefSeq lists its product as uncharacterized. The transcript has 14 exons. NCBI's taxonomy places the organism in Eukaryota, Fungi, Basidiomycota, Agaricomycetes, Agaricales, Hydnangiaceae. Gene Ontology annotation, molecular function: ATP binding; ATP hydrolysis activity; mismatched DNA binding. Gene Ontology annotation, cellular component: MutLalpha complex. Gene Ontology annotation, biological process: mismatch repair. The record is from RefSeq and is a predicted model, not a curated record. Bases 1 to 2073 code for a protein of 690 amino acids.